UCACAAUGUGCGCAUUCUAAUUGGUCAAGGGGCGGGGCUUACGUUGAAUGAAUACAGGAAGUGUACAGCGUGAGACUGCAGUUUGACGUUCGCCGGCGCAGUGAAAGAAAUUAAGUUCCUCCUCGUCAGUGUUAAACCUCAGACUCAAGAUGGUAGACUCCCAGUACUACCUGCCCAAUGACAUCGGCAUCUCCGCUCUGGAUUGCGGCGAGGCCUUCCGCUUGCUUUCACCUAAGGAGAAGAUGUACUCCCACUACAUUUCACGUGCUGCAUGGUAUGGUGGUCUGGCCGUGCUGCUGCAGACCUCCCCGGAGUCUGCAGACAUCUUCGUCUUGCUGCAGAAACUCUUCAGGAAGCAGACUCCUGCACAGCUGGAACAGGUUGCCACAGCAGCUGGACUCAGCUCUGAGGAGUAUCAGGCCUUCUUGGUGUAUGCAGCAGGUCUGUACGCCAACAUGGGAAACUACAAGUCCUUCGGGGACACAAAGUUUAUCCCAAAUCUUCCCAAGGACAAACUGGAAGCUCUGGUGAGGGCCAGCCAGGCGUUUAAGGACCAGCCCAGUGAGAUGGGGGCUCUGUGGGACAGCUGUUCGUGUCUCCUCUACUCCCUGGAAGAGCGACAGAAGCAGCUGGGGCUGGGUGACAAGGGAAUCACCACCUACUUCUCAGGAAACUGCGGUCUUGAGGAUGCUGAGCUGGCUCAGAAGUUUCUAGACUCAAAAAAACUGUCGGCUUACAACACUCGACUCUUCAAGAGGGAAAACGGAGGCAAAGCCUGCUAUGAGGUUCGCCUGGCUUCAGCUGUGCAGAAAGACUGUGCUGUGGAUGGGGAAUGUGAGACAUGCUGUGGCAGCUUUAACUUUGAAGACAAAGAGUUCACUGUUAAGAGAGGAGACUAUGCUCCUCUCAUGGAGAAAGUCUGCUAUAAUCUCCAGAAAGCACAGGCGUACGCUGCCAACGAGAACCAGAGAAAGAUGCUCGAGGAGUACUGCCGCAGCUUUACCCUUGGCUCAGUUGAGGCCCAUAAAGAGGGCUCACGCUACUGGAUCAAAGACAAAGGACCCAUCGUGGAGAGUUACAUAGGCUUCAUAGAGAGCUACAGAGACCCCUUUGGCUCCAGAGGAGAGUUUGAAGGUUUCGUUGCGGUCGUAAACAAGGCAAUGAGUGAGCGCUUUGCCAAACUGGUGAGCUCAGCUGAAGUCCUGCUGCCCGAGCUGCCUUGGCCCAGAGAGUACGAGAAGGACACUUUCCUGAAACCCGACUUCACCUCACUGGAUGUUCUCACCUUCGCCGGCAGCGGAAUACCCGCAGGCAUCAACAUCCCCAACUACGAUGACAUCAGACAGUCCGAGGGCUUCAAGAACGUGUCGUUGGGUAACGUGCUCGCCGUGGCCUACGCUACACAGAAAGAGAAACUCACCUUCCUGGAGGAGGAGGACAAGGAUAUGUUCAUCAAGUGGAAAGGACCUUCAUUCGAGGUCCAGGUUGGACUUCACGAGCUGUUGGGACAUGGAAGUGGCAAACUGUUUGUCCAGGAUGACAAGGGAAAGUUUAACUUUGACCAGAGUAAGGUGACCAACCCAGAGACCGGAGAGAUGGUGUCUAGUUGGUAUCAGGGCAGCGAGUCAUGGGACAGCAAAUUCUCCACGAUCGCUUCCUCUUAUGAAGAAUGUCGCGCUGAGUGUGUUGGACUCUACCUGUGUCUCAAGAAGCAGGUGCUCAGUAUUUUCGGCCAUGACGGCGAGGAUGCCGAGGACGUGGUCUACGUUAACUGGCUCAGCAUGGUGAGAGCCGGCCUGUUGGGCCUGGAGUUCUACACACCUAAGAGCAAGAGCUGGAGACAGGCUCACAUGCAGGCUCGUUUUGUGAUCCUGCGCGUCCUGCUGGAGGCCGGGGAGGGCCUGGUUGGCCUGGAGGAAGUGACAGGAAAGGACGGCAAGCCUGACGCUCGGAUCACACUGGACCGCAGCAAGAUCCACACCGUGGGCAAAAACGCCAUCCACAGGUUCCUCCAGAAACUGCAGGUGUUUAAGUCUACAGCAGACGUGGAGGGAGGCAGAGCGAUGUAUAACGGCUACUCUGCUGUCGAUGAGAGCGGCGUCCACAACUUCAUGCGCCUCCGGGAGACGGUUCUGUUGAGGAAAGAGGCUCGCAAGAUGUUUGUCCAGGCCAACACCAGAGUCAGCGGGGACAACGUGGAGCUGGUCGAGUACGAAGGCAGCGCGGCAGGUUUGAUCCGCUCUUUCACCGAACGCUUCGAAGACGGCGCAGAGAAGCUGGAGUCUGACCUCUUGGAAAUGGGCAAGAGUGACGCCCCCUGCUGGUGUUGAUGGACGGUCUGCUGCAGCAGCUCUCAAAAAUAUCAACCAGGUUUUCUAUUUCACGGUUUAUGGAAACAAAAUGAGUCUCAAUGGAUGUAACACAAAACUGCUAGAUGAUCAAAGCUCGUCUGAAGACUGCAGAACCAAUACGUUUCAUGAUCUAUACUUCAAUUCAAGCCAUACGGUCAUCUGCCAAAGUUCUCCAGCCAUAGUCUGCUUUUUGAAAACAGGAUCAAACAAAUAAAUGAGCUGACGGUUAAUUUCAUCCUUUACUUUUCUUUUACAUUUGGGAUCUUCUUCUGAUUACAAAUAUUCAAACCAGUGCUGCCUAACAGGACACAUAAAUGAGUUUUGUAGUUCCUCCUUUCUGAUCAUGGCUAAGCUGGUACUUCUAAAAAUUCUCUAUGCACAGAUUCGUAACGUCAACUUUUGGACCCAUCUUUAAAGCUUCUCUGUAAACGAACAUUUCUUCUGAUUUGACAGGUCGACUUCACACUGUGAGCAGCUGACAGCGCUACUACAGUGUAGUCUCUGGUUAAGGGCAAAGUAACACAUGUUUGGUUUGGUAAUAGGAAGUCAAUGAUGAGCUGACUGUAUAAAAUAAUGCUGCGUGAAAGGAAUGAGUUGAAUCUGCACAAAUAAAAUCUGUUUGAUAUG
This is a messenger RNA of Notolabrus celidotus (New Zealand spotty), 2978 nucleotides long. It is a transcript of the gene dpp3, whose product is annotated as dipeptidyl-peptidase 3. Gene Ontology annotation, molecular function: metalloexopeptidase activity; dipeptidyl-peptidase activity. NCBI's taxonomy places the organism in Eukaryota, Metazoa, Chordata, Actinopteri, Labriformes, Labridae. Gene Ontology annotation, biological process: proteolysis. The record is from RefSeq and is a predicted model, not a curated record. The transcript is spliced from 19 exons. Bases 150 to 2330 code for a protein of 726 amino acids. Gene Ontology annotation, cellular component: cytoplasm.